Messenger RNA from Scatophagus argus, 2929 nucleotides. RefSeq names its product SH3-domain binding protein 1 (gene sh3bp1). The record is from RefSeq and is a predicted model, not a curated record. Bases 217 to 2376 code for a protein of 719 amino acids. NCBI's taxonomy places the organism in Eukaryota, Metazoa, Chordata, Actinopteri, Scatophagidae. Gene Ontology annotation, cellular component: cytosol; cytoplasm; intracellular anatomical structure. Gene Ontology annotation, biological process: regulation of Rac protein signal transduction; positive regulation of GTPase activity; signal transduction. The transcript has 18 exons. Gene Ontology annotation, molecular function: GTPase activator activity; protein binding.
GUGACUUCAGAGCACACUUCUGAAACAAGAACGAAAACCGACAGCCCAAAACACACACACACACGCACACACACAAAACAACAGCCACAGAGACAGAGGCGAUCAGUUUGCACCUUCUGUCCCAGAUGAAGUAACCCAGCUGAACCCCUGCUUGGUCACAUCUGGAUCAGGACUGAGAAGGUCAGGUAGAAAAGCUGGUUAGACUCCACUGCCAGCAUGCUCCGGCAGUCUCUGAGCAUCCUGAAGCAGCUCGGCUCUACGGCAAAGUCACAAGAUGCCACUGAGCUUCUACAUGAGGACCUGGUUUUGGUGGAGCAGCGAGUGGAGCCAACCAGGAAAGCAGCUCAGGUCCUUCACAAGAAGCUGCAGGGCUGCAUGCAGAGCCAGUCCGGGUUAGAGGCUGAAAAAAGAAUGAAAAAGCUCCCCCUGAUGCUGCUGUCCAUCAGCAUGGCAGAGAGCUUCAAAGACUUUGAUGCAGAGUCCUCAAUCAGGAAGGUGUUGGAGAUGUGCUGUUUCAUGGAGAAGAUGCUGGCCACCAUGCUGGCAGACUUUGAGAUAAAAGUGGAGAAGGCAGUUCUGGAGCCGCUCAACAAGCUCAGCGAGGACGAUUUACCAGAGAUUCUUAAAAACAAGAAGCAGUUUGCCAAGCUCACAAUGGACUGGAACAAUGCAAGAACCAGGAGCCAAGCCAGCACUGGUCCCCAGGCAAAGCAGGAUGGGCUCAGGGAGGAAGUGGAGGAAGCUUGGAGGAGGUUGGAGAACAUCAAGGACCAGUACUCUGCAGAUCUGUAUCACUUUGCAACUAAGGAAGAGGAUUAUGCUAACUACUUCAUCUGCCUGCUGGAGCUGCAAGCAGAAUACCACAAAAACUCACAUGAGUUCCUGAACAAAAACAUCAGCGAACUCAAAGAGAAUCACAGUCAAAAAGGGUCACCGCUAAGCCUCUCCAGUAAGAAGGUCUACGGGGAGCCUCUGCUCUCUCAUCUGUCUCAAAGCAACAGAGAGAUAGCUGCACCUAUCGAGGAGUGUAUUCACAUGCUGCUGAGAACGGCCAUGAGAGAGGAGGGUCUGUUUCGUCUGGCAGCAGCAGCCUCAGUGGUGAAGAGGCUGAAGACCUGUUUGGAUCAAGAAAAUGUCGACCACAGCGAGUUCAGCAUGGACCCUCAUGCUGUGGCCGGGGCUUUAAAGUGUUACCUGAGAGAACUCCCUGAACCCUUGAUGACAUUUGAACUCUACAAUGACUGGUUUAAAGCAGCAGGGGAAAAAGACCUGACAGAGAAACUGGAGCAUUUCAAACUACUUCUGAAGAAAUUGCCACCUGAAAAUUACAACAACCUUAGGUACCUGAUCCAGUUCCUGUCUCUGUUGUCUGAGCAGCAGGCCAUAAACAAGAUGACGCCCAGUAACAUUGCUAUCGUCCUGGGGCCCAACCUACUCUGGCCACGAGCUGAAGGGGAAGCUGCUUUGUUUGACAUGGCGUCAGCUUCUUCAGUUCAAGUUGUGACGGUUAUUGAGCCACUUAUUCAGUACAGCUCCAGCCUCUUUCCAGAAGCUGUAUCUUUUGAGAUACCAGACCUUCCUGAGAUCCUGGAUGGGACCCUGCCAACUCCUGCUGCCCAGUCUCUGAUCUCAGAAAAGAACAAACUGAGCAGAACAAUCUCCUCUUCGUCCACAGCCUCCUCCUGCUCCUCUUUUCACCUCCCUCUCUCAAAGACAAACAGCAAUGCCUCUCAGGACAGCGGUGGCCUCUUCCUGGUGAAAUCUGGCUCUGUGAGUCGCACUGGCACCUCCACAUGGGCCAGCCCUGCAGCUGAGACAGCAGCACCAACCCAACAAAACACAACAUCCACCAGCUCACCCCCUCUAAAUCCCAGCCCCAUCGUUACCUCCAGCAUUACCACUGCCUGCAGCUCGACAGCAAACCAGGGUCCAGCCCCGAUUCCUAAAGCAACAGGAGCGGCACCAAACCCAGGUCAGAGUAGGAGUCCCACCCAGAAGCAGUGCUCCGAUCAGAGCCAGCUGGAGCCAAUUUUGGAGGCACCUCCAGACUCUCCCAGCGCAAUUGUGAAGAUCAGCUCACCGUAUAAACCAAAAAGAGCUUUCAACAUGACCCAGCCUAAAGAAGCUAACGAUCAGUUGAGCGUUCAGUUCUCUAAAGCAAGACCUCCAGCUCCUCCCAGGCCGCAGGCGCCUCCGCCCCCCACCACAGCCCAGGCGGCCGUGGAUACGAGGACCAUGCCAAUACCCGCACCCCGAGGUCAGUUGGCCAGCCACAAAAAGCCUCCUCCGAAAAAGCCUGGACUCAAAGCGCCAAACUGCCCUCCACCACUUCCUCCACCAUCGCAGCCAAAAACACUUCCUUCUAUAGCACAGUGAGAAAAAUGAUAGUGCCAUUUGUUAAUUAUGUAAGUUUUCCUCUUGUUGUUCUUAAAGAAGAACCUGUGUUAACCUCCAGUGGUUUACAUACAGAUACUUCAGGACCCAAUGACAACACUGUUGGAUGUGGUUACAGGUACAACAAAGAAGCACAGGUACACACUCCUGACUGCACUAAUACCACACACCAUUAAAAGGACAGCAGCAGUAAAAUGAAAAGGUCAGGCUGGCUGUGGUCAAAGGUUAAACAGGCAUGACAUGUUCAACUAGUGGUUAGGAGCAGCUGAUACACAAAUGUGUAUUUUGUGAAAAAAAAAAAAAAAUCACCCCUUGGAUACAUUUAUUCCAUAUUGUCAGUAUUGUCUCUGCCGUUCAGUCCUCGGUUUAAGUUGAAAUACUGCAGCUUAGCUGAUUUUAUGGUCUACCAACUUUUCUGUAUCCAAUAUCAUUUAUUUAUUCUUCAGUUAUUGAUAUCCUAUAUUUUCCAGAAUUCAAAGUGCAGAAAAAGUCUUUAUGAUCAAAAGAGCUACACAAUAAAUGGUUCUAAAACAUA